Messenger RNA from Dictyostelium purpureum, 1179 nucleotides. RefSeq lists its product as uncharacterized. Gene Ontology annotation, molecular function: 5'-3' RNA exonuclease activity; 5'-3' DNA exonuclease activity. NCBI's taxonomy places the organism in Eukaryota, Evosea, Eumycetozoa, Dictyosteliales, Dictyosteliaceae. The record is from RefSeq and is a predicted model, not a curated record. The transcript has 2 exons. The annotation marks the transcript as partial.
AAUUAUUACAAAAAGAACUAUAAAGAAAUAUUAAAAAACACGAUGGUUCAAUUAAUAUUUUUAGCAAUUGCUAUUGGAAUCUGUGCACCAAUUUCAAUUAUUGUUUAUAAUAGCCCUCCUAAAAAAUAUCAAGGAACUUCAAUCUCGAUACAAAACACAGAUCUAUAUUUUGAUCCAAGAAAUAUGUCAAGUUUUGAUAAAAUGGACGUUGAACCAAAUGUUUAUUUAAAUUGUCAUACCCAUACCUAUUAUUCUGAUGGUUCAUUAUCACCAGAGAUGACAAUACAAUACCACAUUUUAAAUGGGUAUAAUGUUAUGUUUAUGACCGAUCAUAACAUGAUUUCAGGAGGUUUGGCAGGUCAAAAAAUAGCACAAGAGAAAUACAGCGAUCAAAUUUUAGUUAUACCCGGUAUAGAAUGGACUAAUUGUCGUUGUCAUUUAAAUUUGAUUGGAAUUGAGGAAGAUGUACCUCUUAUUAAAUGGCCAACAAACCAAGAAAUUAAAGAAUUAAUAGAUUAUGUUCAUUCAAAAGGUGGAUUGGUUAUACUUAAUCAUUACCCAUGGUCAGAAUGGGCUGGCCUAUCGCAACCAUCAAUGCAAGAGUGGAUCGAAAUGGGUAUUGACUUUUUAGAGGUUGUUAAUGGUAUCACAGUCGAUUAUCAAGGUAUUGUGUUUAGCAAGCAAAAUAACCUUCGUUAUGUUACUGGUACCGAUUUGCAUUUCGAUGAAAGAGCUUCAGGGUGGACUGUAUUAAACGUACCUAUCAACCAUACCUUAUCACCAACUGAUAAGAUUAGUUCAGUUGUACCAUACUUAACCAAAGAGUCAGUUUUAAAAGCACUCAGAGAUAAAUCAACCCAAAUCUCAUUUUUAUUCGAUGCAAAAGGUUCAAUUAUUCAAGCCACUUCCCAACAUUCUUCCUUUAACCCAAAAUAUACUUUUUAUUCAGCCUGGAUCAAUCUUGGACGUCUCUUCCACUCUUAUUUCGAAUUACAAAGAGGAAUGUAUAGUUUUGUUGAUGGCUCUUGUACAGAUGUAAUAACAGUUGUUUAUGGUUCUCAAAUCGCCUGCUUGGUAGCUUGGAUUAUCAUAAUGUUCUUUUGUUUUAAAUUUUUAUUUUACAUUUUAAGAAAAUGUGCACAAUUAUUAAUUAUAAAACUAUAUUCAAAAAAGAAACAA